Messenger RNA from Cyphellophora europaea CBS 101466, 609 nucleotides. RefSeq lists its product as uncharacterized. Bases 1 to 609 code for a protein of 202 amino acids. Lineage: Eukaryota; Fungi; Ascomycota; Eurotiomycetes; Chaetothyriales; Cyphellophoraceae. The transcript is spliced from 2 exons. The record is from RefSeq and is a predicted model, not a curated record.
AUGGCCACCGAAGCCACCCCCAAAGUCGUCUCACCCAACAAGCUCGCCCACGUCGUCCUGCGCACCAAGCAAAUCGACAAAAUGGUCGACUGGUACCUCGACUUCCUGGGCGCCCGCAUCGCGCACCGCAACCCCCAGCUCGCCUUCAUCACGUACGACGACGAACACCACCGGCUUGCGUUCGUGAACUUGCCGCACAUCCAAGACAAGGUCCGCCAGUCCGCGGGACUCGAGCACAUCGCCUUCACGUUUGCGAGCCUGCGCGAUCUGCUCACGGCGUACCAGCAGCGUCUGGCCCUGCCGGAGCCGGUCAAGCCCGUGUGGUGCAUCAAUCAUCGCACGACGACGUCCAUGUACUACAAGGAUCCGGAUGGGAAUCUGCUUGAAACUCAGAUCGACAAUUUCGGCGACGAUGUGGUCAUGGCCAACAAGAUCAUGGAAAGUGACUCGAUGGCAAACAAUCCCUUUGGGUUUGAUUUUGAUCCGGAUGAGCUGCUGCGUCAGGUCGAGGCCGAGGGCGAGGAGGCGACGCUCAGGAAGCUGCAGAAUCCGGUGGAUGAUGGCGCGCCGAGGGGGAUGGAGACUGUCCCUGAGGCGUACAUGAAUUGA